AAUUGGCGGGAGCGAGUGGGUUACACUGCUGUGGAUAUGUUUGACACGCGAAGACCAGCGCAGUACAGAUCAAAUACCGGCGUAGCUAGGGUUAACAAAGUACCGGCGUAGCUAGAGCUAGAGCUAAUAUACGUAGGUUUAAUAAAGUACCAGCAAGGAUAGGUUAAUAUAAUACAACCAUAAUUAGGAACACUAAGUUUGAGAAAUUAAUCAGUAAGAACUCUAGAAGUAAUCAUCUGUGGUCGUGAAAGUUAUCCUCUAAAUGACCCUCUAUGUAAGUAGAUAGAACAUAUUGUUAACAAAUCAAGUACUCUCAAUCCAUAGAUUGAUAUAAUCUAUUGGUGACACGUUGGUUCUCUAUUGGAUUCUGCUGGCCACCGAAGGAUACUUUACUCAGGUGAGUGUGUCGUCUGCCGUCUGCUGCCGUCCUCUGCCGUCUGCUGCCGUCUGCCGUGUGCCGCGAGGAAGAUGAUGUGCUGGAUCCAGGUGUCGCUGCAGGUGUUGACGACGUUGGUGCUGCUCUACUUGGUGCUGCCUUCAACAUCAUCUAUGAGGGUCUUCAGCAGUCUACGGUCGGAUCGACAGUUAGAAGACGAGCCUUUAGAAGACAGUCUGCUGUUGUCGUCCAGCUACACGAAGCGGGAUGGCGGUCACGAUCCUUGGAACCUCUGCACUGGUAAACAAGCGAUCGACUGCUUCUAUGUCUAUUUCAACAUCUACGCCAGAUUACGCAAGGAGGCUGAGGCAGAGAGAUCACCACCAAGGAAUCUGGUCGGCAAAAGAUCGAAUCCUCUGUCUCGGUUAUCGAGUUUCCUAAGAGAGGACGAGGCAGCCGAUGACGUCACAUACUGACCUUUGCAUGACGUCAUGAGCGUUGGGCGUUAAUGAUUUCUUUUUCAUUAAAUAUUGCUCAAUUCA
This is a messenger RNA of Physella acuta, 918 nucleotides long. RefSeq lists its product as uncharacterized. Lineage: Eukaryota; Metazoa; Mollusca; Gastropoda; Physidae. The record is from RefSeq and is a predicted model, not a curated record.